Molecule: messenger RNA, 2440 nt
Organism: Zea mays
Lineage: Eukaryota; Viridiplantae; Streptophyta; Magnoliopsida; Poales; Poaceae
Product: cytochrome B5-like protein
Exons: 6
Coding region: 1642-1995 (117 amino acids)
Cellular component (GO): membrane; intracellular membrane-bounded organelle
Molecular function (GO): heme binding
Source: RefSeq, a predicted model, not a curated record
CGUGCUCGUCUGUUCCACUCCCCCGCUCGCUCCUCUUCCCCAGUGCUCGAGCUUCCCCCCUCGCUCGCUCAUCUGCUCCCGUCGUGCCGCUCCUACUCUGCUUGCUUGCCUCUACGCUCGUUGCCGCCACUGUGCCCCGCGUUCCGUGCCCCGUUGGCGAUCUUCGCACUUCGGCUUGCACGCCCGCCCUCGCCAAUUCCUCGACUGAAGCUCCCUUCCCUUCCCUAGCCGAGGUUCCUCCUUCCUCUUAUGACAGUAAAUGAAGGAAGAAGUCACAUUUUGCGAUCUAGCCUCUCCGAUCUACAUUUAAUCGUGUAUAUGUCUCUGCGUCAUCGUUUUCGUUAUAAAAUAGAUAUUCUAGAUCCAAAUAAAGUAAUAUUUGUUUCAUUAGCUCCAUAACCAUGUGCUAAUCAUAUUAAAAUAGCUCUUUUUAAUAGUUAUUUUUUAUGUUUUCUUAUUCAAUUUAAAUAAUGUUUAUUAUAGUUGUUUAAGAAUAGUUUUUCUAAAUAAGAAGUAGAAGGAAAUGUAGCCCAUAUAUCCCUCAAUCAAAAAUAAAAGAUAAUUGAACUAGUUAAUUCUUUCUUUUAUAUAAUGUGAUUUAGUUUUAUAUAUGUGUCUAUAUAUAUAUAUUGCUUAUCAAUAUUAAUUAUGAUAUAGAGUUUUUUUCUAAAUAAAUCUUAAAAUAAAUUAAUUAGUGUUCAUACUUUUGUAAUAAAAUAAUAGAUUAUAUUAUUUGGAUCCAUCUUUCUUAAUAGAAAUAUAGGCUAUGUGUUUUCUAAUAAAAAUAAUGGAUAGUAUGUUGUUUGUUAUUUUAGCAUUAAAAUGUAUAUUAUAGCUUUGCAAUAUAACUAUUUUGGAUCCUCCGUAUGGUUUUCUAAAAAGAAUAAAGUGAUGCGUAUAAUGUUUCUAAUGUUAUAAUCUUCAAUUUAUAUUCUAUUUUAUAAAAACAUAGAGCAAACCCUUUGAGCAUUGUCUAUAUGAUGUAAUAAAAUUUAUUAUUAUCUAUUUACGAUUUGAGCGUUGUUUUUUUAUAUAUUACACUUAUGACAUGAAUACAUAUGGAAAUUGAUCCUCACACAAAGAUACCGUUUGGUUCACGUAGUUAUAACAUAAUGAGUAAAUGAUAAUGUUAAAUCAUAUUUGUUUAACUUCUAUCGUAAUUAGAUACAUUAAGAAUUGAUUUCGACAUAUUCAAACUUAUUACUGCUAGUAGUCGAGUGUGAAUUAUUAUCAUUUACGUUAUAUUUCGUAAACCAAACAAAAUCAAAUAUGUUAUGCAUUCAGUUUUGUGACUAAAAUUGGAUACGAUACUGUGCUUGAUUUAGAUUUUAAAUGUUUGGGUCAACAUGGUUCGACACAAAAUUAUUAAAGAUCGUGUUGGUCCUAAAAUUUUUAUCGGAAAGCACGAUAGAUCGUGUCCGGCCCCCGGUUAACUUUCACGUCCGGAUGCAAAUUCGCCUCGGUCGUUCAACCAAACAAGCUCACUCCCGGCCAUCAGGCGCACACCGCUCUCCCGCCGCCGUCCUGCGUCGGAGCGAUAUCCCUACAUCCCCACCUCAUUUGCACCCGGAUUGGCUUCUUCUUCUACUACUACUGAACUUUUUAUGUGGCUGCAAAGUUCUGUAAUUCUAGAGGAGCAAAAUGGAGAUUAUUAUCAUUAUCUCACUUGUCAUUCUUUUGGCACUAGGAGCUCUCUUUGCGAUCCCAAAAUCGCAAAAUAAAGGUAAAUCAAAAGGAACCGACUUAGGAGCUGGAAUGACAUCUAGGAGCUUUACGAAGGAAGAGAUCUCUAAACAUAACACAAGGAAGGACUGUUGGAUCGUCAUCAAGGACAAGGUCUAUGAUGUCACUCCUUAUGUAGAGGAGCAUCCAGGCGGAGAUGCCAUUCUAAAUAAUGCUGGUGGUGAUUCCACAGAGGGCUUUUUUGGGCCACAGCACGGCACUAGGGUCUUCGAUAUCAUCGAGGAUUUCUGCAUCGGUCAGUUGAAGGCAUAGGGUAGCUUGUAUUGAAUUCGUGGAAUUUUCCGGAAAUCAAGUUUUGAGAAGCUACAUGUUAUCCAACAUUUUAAGCAUUGCAACCUUCAAGCAUUUGAGAUGUCAGUGUAAUUGUUCCACAAUUGUCAUCGGGGCUGCUAGGAGCUGUGAUGUAGCACUGCGUUUUUAUUCUGCUGUUGUGUGACUGUGUCUUUACAUUUCUGUUGUUGGACAAGACUCCAAAACGCUUGUAAUUGUUCUGGCUAAGGGCCCGUUCGGUUAUUCAGGAAUCUACUCCAGAAAGGAUUUCAGCUGGAAUAAUUGUAUAAUUUGUAUAACAAUUAGUAACCUGGAAUAGUUCCUAGUUUUGUUCCAGCCUAACCGAACGGGGCUUAAAUCAGAAUCUGUUUCACACGAUCAUUUCUCGAGUGAUGUUACAUUGAAGAUGUCCCGAGUUUGAUUUUAA